Suhomyces tanzawaensis NRRL Y-17324 is the source of this 2148-nucleotide messenger RNA. RefSeq names its product serine/threonine protein kinase (gene PRK1). The transcript is spliced from 2 exons. Gene Ontology annotation, molecular function: ATP binding; protein serine/threonine kinase activity. Bases 1 to 2148 code for a protein of 715 amino acids. Gene Ontology annotation, biological process: actin filament organization; protein autophosphorylation; actin cortical patch assembly. Gene Ontology annotation, cellular component: cytoplasm. Lineage: Eukaryota; Fungi; Ascomycota; Pichiomycetes; Serinales; Debaryomycetaceae. The record is from RefSeq and is a predicted model, not a curated record.
AUGCCAGUCCCUCCUCCGAAUGCCUAUGCCAGUGGCACCAAGUUGACUGUGGGAAGUCACAAUGUGUCCAUUAUCCAAUACAUCUCCGAAGGUGGGUUUGCAUAUGUCUACACAUGCACAAUUGACCCGCCUUUUCACGGAUCGUCCAUCGCCUGCUUGAAGCGGGUGGUUGUCCCCAACAAAUGGCAGUUGACUUUGCUCCGCCAAGAGGUGGACGCCAUGAGACGUCUCAGAGGCAACAAACACAUAGUAUCAUACAUUGAUUCGCAUGCAUCAAGACUCAGCUCCAACGGAAACUCGACGGACCAGCAGUACGAGGUGUUCUUGCUCAUGGAGUACUGUGAAAACAACGGAUUGAUUGAUCUCAUGAACACCAGGCUUGUGGACAAGUUGACGGAACCCGAGAUCCUAAAGAUCAUGUUUGAAGUCACUAUCGGUGUUGCCAUGUGCCACCACUUGGAUCCUCCAUUAAUUCAUAGAGAUAUCAAGAUAGAAAACGUGCUCAUAGACUCCCAGGGAGUAUUCAAGUUAUGUGACUUUGGCUCAUCCGUCCCCUACAUUCCCGCUCCAAAAACCCCCCAGGAGCUACAUGCUACGAAAGACGACAUAAUGAACCACACCACUCCUCAGUAUAGAGCUCCUGAGAUGAUAGACUUAUCCAAAGGUUUUCCCAUAGACGACAAACUGGACAUUUGGGCCUUAGGAUGUUUCCUCUACAAGCUAUGCUACUACACAACUCCCUUCGAGCUGCCUAAUCAAAAAUCCAUGGAAGAUUUGGAGCUUGCAAUUCUUUCGUGUGGGACAACCUUGAGAUUCCAUGAUCGUCCUGGCCUGAUGUUUUCUCCUAGACUAAAGAACAUCAUCAAAUGCUGCUUCAGAGAAGACCCCAGAAGGAGGCCUAAUGCCGUGCAAUUGUUAGGAGAAAUUGCUCAAAUGAUGGGUACUCAAGUUCCUAGUGUUAUUCCAUACAGUGUCAAACAUAGCAAGCUCGUCACCGAAAAGGAAGACCAACCCAAAUUGCCACUGCGUCCACAGGAAGAUUAUACUAAGCACCAUCUCAAGAACAACAAGCCUGCAGAUCCUUUCUCUUCGAUAGAUAAGCUGAAAUAUUUGAAAUCCGCAACCGUGAAUCUCCCUACUGUUGGUAAAGUGCAACCAAGACCAAAGUCUACCUACUCCACUCCCAAGAAAGAAAAUACACCUGAGGCAUCGAGACCAAAGAGUAUUUACUUGAAUGAUAAGCCCCAAAGCAAAUCCUCAACUUCGAUACAGAAUUAUGUCCAACAAGCAUUACACAGAAGCAGUGAUGAUCUUGGACAUAGGUUGGAAGAUGAAAAGGGUAGUAUGUUAGAAUUCUUGAGGAGUAAAGAAGAAGAAUCACAUAAAGUGAAUUCAAGGCAGAAUACAGGAGGAAGCUUCAAGGCCUCUUUGAAGAAUAAUUUAAGAAGAAUAAGCACGGGUAACAGUAUCAACGAAAAUCACACUGGACAUGACCAAACAAAGUCGAGGUCUAAAAGAUCAAGCAUUACCUCUAUCAAACAACUUUUAACUGGAAACAGUUUCAGAAAAACUAGUAGUAGUCCUGAAGAAUCAAUGACUGACAAGCAAGCUCCAGAACCAGCUAAAAAAUUGUCAAUACAAAGGAGAAUGCAGUUGUUGAUGAAUCCACAAGAAACGACCCCAAGAACAGCUGAAGGUUAUGGCAAAUAUACGGAAGUUAAAGAUGUUGAUGAUAUUGAUGCCAUCAAUAGUACCCAAUAUGUUUCAAGUUCCGAAGAGGAUAGCCAAUAUAAUGGGUAUAGAUCAAAGAAUUUAACUCCUCCUAAAGUGCCAGAUAGUUUAUCCACAAGGAAGUUAAGACAGAAGGUGCCCGAGGCCCCUCGCCAACCAGUACAGAAAUCUAUCUCAGUAUCAAGUGUUCCGUUGGCAAAGGGCAUACAAACUAGUAUUCCAAAACCCUCCCUGAAAUUGUCUACUUCUUCUUCGUAUAAGAAGGUACCUCCCAAGCCUGUCAAACCUAAGCAUCUUAAAACGGGACAGUCAGAAAUCGAUCAUAACAGAAGGCUCAGCACUUCCAGCGAUGUAUCGGUUCCAGACAUUGACGACUUAGAAAAGCAAUUUUCUAAAAGAUUCCCUAGUUACGUAUAA